Messenger RNA from Erinaceus europaeus (western European hedgehog), 994 nucleotides. RefSeq names its product phospholipid scramblase 2-like. The coding region runs from base 122 to 886 and encodes 254 amino acids. Gene Ontology annotation, molecular function: phospholipid scramblase activity. The transcript is spliced from 7 exons. The record is from RefSeq and is a predicted model, not a curated record. Lineage: Eukaryota; Metazoa; Chordata; Mammalia; Eulipotyphla; Erinaceidae. Gene Ontology annotation, biological process: plasma membrane phospholipid scrambling. Gene Ontology annotation, cellular component: plasma membrane.
AAGUUCUAUGAGUACUCAUAGAACUAACUAGCUUCAGAAUUCUGAAUGGAAUGUUUACUGUUGCUGCUGCUUGGAUGGCCCAUCUCAGACUCCUCCUCAGAACUACUCUGGGAAACGGUUGAUGAAAACCAGGCAGAAACAUCACACCACUUCGAAUUCACUUACCUACCAGAUUAUGGAAUUUUCUGAUCUACAACCCACAAUACAAUGGUUGAAAACACCAGGAUCCAAAUCCACCUGUCAUCCUGGCUUGGAAUACUUGACUCAAAUAAAUCAGUUACUAGUGGGUGAACGCUUUGACCUCCUACAAGUCAACAGUCAUUUUGCAAAUAAUAAGACAUAUGACAUUAAGAACAAUAGAGGACAGAGACUGUUUUUUGCAGAAGAAAAAUGUAAUUGUUUCCUCCGAUACCUUUGUGGACCUCAAAGGCCUCUCACCAUGACAAUCUAUGAUAAUUCAGGCCAAGACGUCAUUAAAAUGCAUAAAACUCUUGGAUGUAGCUGUUGCUGGGCUAAUUACUAUCUACAAAAGUUAAAAGUUAUAAUGCCUCCUGGUGAAACAAUUGGGUAUGUUUAUCAACUCUGUCAUCCUUUUUCGCCUGAGUUUAUAAUUAAAGAUAAGAAUAAGGAGGCUAUAAUGAUAAUCAGAGGGCCGUGUACGGUUUUCAGUUAUCUCAACUAUCUAACUUUUCAUAUAUUGUCUCUAGAUGAAGAAAUGGUUAUUGGAAAGAUUUCAAAUCAGAUGAAUACACUAAUGGAGGGACUAAAUGCCAGUGAUGGUAAAUUUGGGGUCCAGUUUCCAUUUGAUCUUGAUGCUAAAAUAAAAGCAUUGAUACUCGGAGCAAGUUUCCUCAUUGACUGCAUGUAUUUUAAACUCUGGUGUUAAGAAUCUGUCUGAAAGUGUACAACACAGACUAUGACCAUUAAAUUCUGCCAGCACUCAACAAAAAAUAAAUGUCACUGAGAACAUCUAAAUAAAGAUCUACUUCUUUUU